Pelobates fuscus (common spadefoot toad) is the source of this 5138-nucleotide messenger RNA. RefSeq names its product protein phosphatase 1 regulatory subunit 9A (gene PPP1R9A). The transcript is spliced from 17 exons. The record is from RefSeq and is a predicted model, not a curated record. The coding region runs from base 245 to 3607 and encodes 1120 amino acids. Lineage: Eukaryota; Metazoa; Chordata; Amphibia; Anura; Pelobatidae. Gene Ontology annotation, biological process: actin filament organization; calcium-mediated signaling; neuron projection development. Gene Ontology annotation, cellular component: actin cytoskeleton; postsynaptic density; dendrite. Gene Ontology annotation, molecular function: actin filament binding.
CACACACCGCACUCCACCAAGCAACGUGCAUCUCUGGGCUGAAGGACAAGGGACAUUGCAAGAAGCAGGAUACAGGCAUCUCCUGCAAGCUUGCCUCGGAGAUCUACGUGAAAUUUCAUUUGGUGAAAGGCAUGUAACAGCAGCAUUAUUUUAUUUGUUCUGCAAGAAUCAUGCAGAUGACAGAAAAACACUGAGAGAAGUAACUUAGUCAUCAUGCACAUUGUUUUGCAGCACUGAAAUAAACAUGAUGAAAACCGAAGCUUCAGGAGAACGAUCUAACCUACGGAGCGCCUCACCCCACAGGAAUGCUUACAGAACUGAGUUCCAGGCAUUGAAAAGCACCUUUGACAAGCCAAAAUCCGAUGGGGAAGAAAAAGGAAGAAAUGAGGGAGAUGUACCUCAGACACAACAGACCAGAGGACGAAGGUAUGGAUCCAAUGUCAACAGAAUUAAGAAUCUUUUCAUGCAGAUGGGAAUGGAACCAAGUGAAAAUAAUGGGGUUGCCCCAAAACAAAGGACCAAAAGUACACAUUCGUCUCCUCAACGAAGAGCAAAGCCUAGGGAGAUUGUGGAAAAGAAAGAGAUAGUUGAUGUAAAACCCAAAAUGUCAAUUUCAGAAAGGAUAAGUCGCUUUGACACCAUUGAUGGCCCAUCUUACUCUAAGUUUACAGAAACCAGGAAAUUGUUUGAGCACAGUAUUCAUGAUGCAGGACAUUCCAACCACUACUCCACUAGGAAAGACAGACGAGGAUCAAAUGAGCUUCUAGAUGAAGGCCGUGGAAGUAAAUCAAACAGGGGCAGUAGUGAUUCAUUGGACAGCCUUAGUUCAAGGACAGAAGCUUUGUCUCCAACAGUUAGUCAACUUAGCGCAGUGUUUGAAAACAGUGAUUCACCAACUCCAAACGUCAUGGAAAAGAAUGAGAAUAAUGAAGGAUACUCCGUAACUGGCCAUUAUCCAUUGAAUAUUGCAACUUCCCCGGUGUCAGAUCUUGACAGCUACGGUGGGCAUGCAAAAGACCCAAAUUCUUGGUCUCCUACAAGGGAGACCGACACUGACUCAUGCACUGAUAUCUUUCUUCAGAAAGACAAAGGUGUUUCAAGAGAAGAUAUACACAUUGAUAUUUCUGCAAACGAGGUAAAAAGAGAGAAAAGUGUUGGCUGCAGUACAUCAAAUGAUAUUAUGGUUUCCAAGAGUGAACACAUCGAAAGGGAUGAUGAUAAAGAUGGAUCACGCACUAAAUAUCUUGGAAAAAGAGGAGAGACCACCAACCAACAAAAUGAUGUGCCUGAAGAUUUAAUUAAUGCGUUUGAUAGGACUAAUUUAGGGGAAGCACAAGCAUAUUCAGGAACACACGACAAUUUUACAGCCAAUAGAACUUCUGGUUCACCUACGUCCCUUGAUGUUGGCACAAGUAUGAAUGAAACAAUUGGGGAUAUGAAUAACUAUACAACUAAUCAGACAUAUCAACACUCUGACUACAAUGUUUACAGAGUUCGGUCAAGGUAUAACACAGAGUGGGAAGAUAAUGAACAAGAUGAGGAUGAUGACAGUGAUGAAAAUAAAAGUUAUGAGCCAGAUAUGGAGUUCUAUGAGGUUCCUGGAUUGCCAGAGGAAGAAGAAGUACCAACUCAAAGGAAGAUUCAGUUUAGUAAAUCUCCCAUUAAAGUAUUCAAUACAUACUCAAAUGAAGAUUAUGAUAGGAGGAAUGAUGAAGUAGACCCGGUAGCUGCAUCAGCUGAAUACGAACUUGAAAAACGGGUGGAAAAGCUUGACUUGUUCCCAGUGGAUUUAGAAAAAGAUGAUGAGGGUCUUGGUGUCAGCAUUAUCGGCAUGGGUGUUGGAGCAGAUACAGGCCUGGAAAAACUUGGGAUAUUUGUCAAAACUGUCACUGAAGGAGGGGCUGCUCAAAGGGAUGGAAGAAUCCUCGUUAAUGACCAAAUCUUAGAAGUGGAUGGAAUAAGCCUGGUUGGUGUUACCCAAAAUUUUGCUGCUACUGUUCUCAGAAACACAAAAGGGAAAGUCAGAUUUAUUAUUGGACGUGAAAAGCCAGGGCAAAUAAGCGAAGUUGCCCAGCUGAUCAGCCAAACUCUUGAGCAAGAAAGGCGCCAGAGAGAGAUGAUGGAACAACACUAUGCCCAGUACGAUGCAGAUGAUGAUGAGACUGGAGAAUAUGCCACGGAUGAGGAAGAUGAAGAUGUCGGACCUGUUAUUCCUGGAAGGGAAAUGGCAAUAGAAGUUUUUGAACUUCCUGAAAAUGAUGAAAUGUUUUCUUCGGAUUUGGAUGCCACAAAGCUAGCUCACAAAUUCAAAGAGUUGCAGAUUAAGCACGCUGUCACCGAGGCCGAGAUUCACAAGCUAAAAACUAAGUUACAAGCCACUGAAAAUGAGAAAGUGAGGUGGGAAGUUGAAAAGACACAGCUGCAACAAAACAUAGAAGAAAACAAGGAUAGGAUGAUGAAGUUGGAAAGCUACUGGAUCGAAGCUCAAACCCUGUGCCAUACUGUGAACGAACACCUGAAGGAGACGCAGAGUCAGUACCAGGCACUAGAGAAGAAAUACAACAAAGCCAAAAAGUUGAUCAAGGACUUCCAACAAAAGGAAAUGGACUUUGUGAAACGCCAAGAAGCUGAAAAAAAGAAAAUUGAAGACAUGGAAAAAAUUCAUCUUGCAGAGGUUCAGAAUUUGCAGUCUCGCAUUCGAGACCUUGAGGCAGAAGUAUUUAGGCUUCUGAAGCAAAAUGGCAGUCAAGUUAACAAUAACAACAACAUUUUUGAAAGCAAGACAAGUCUUGAAGAAGAUUCAAGUGGGGUUUCAGCUGAGAAUUUGGAUGAAAAACAAGAACCGUGUUUGGAUGGCUUAAAGGAAGAAGGAGCAGUGAAGGGAGGAGAACCUGAUGAUGUAUUUGAUUUUAAUGAAGUGGUACCGGAGACAGAAAGGCUGGACUCCAAAGCCCUCAAAACACGAGCUCAACUAAUUGUGAAGAGCAAACGUCAGAAACCAUCUCGAACCAGAUUGUGCGACAGCAUCAGUUCCACUGAUGGAGAAGACAGCAUUGAAAGGAAGGUACGACAAACUAAUUUCACAUUAAGUGAUGAUUUUAGUCCGAGCAGUAACAGUUCAGCGGAGUUAAGUGGCCUGGUUGCAGAACCGAAGAGAGCAGAACGUUCUCAUUCCUUAGUACUGUCUUCUGAUGAGAGCCUGGAUAUGAUAGAUGAUGAGAUACUUGACGAAGGACAGUCACCCAAACACAGUCCGUGGCUAAACCAUACAGUUCAGGAAUGGAGCCCGCAAGAAGUGGCUGAUUGGCUGCGGAAUCUAAACCUUGAACAUUGCGCUUCCGAAUUCACUGCCCAAAAUAUUAACGGUGAACAGCUUCUUCAGAUGGACGGUACAAAACUUAAAGCUCUUGUUGUAAAUUCCCAAGACAGAAUAAUCAUUAAAAAGAAAAUAAAAGACAUGAAACUGUCAAUGGAGAAAGUACGAAAAGCUCAAGAAAAAAUGGAAAAGCAAAAAGAAAGACUUAGAAAGAAAGAACAGGAGCAACAACUGCGCAGCGCAAGGGACAAAGCAUCGACAGAUGAUGAUAAAGGCACUAAAGAGCAGUAAUCAAUGUAUCAAACUACUUACUUAGACAUUCAGAAGACAAAAUCACAAUUCGCACUAUGGUCUAUAUCUACAGGACCUGCACAGCAUAUACUGCUAUGGAUCGAAUAGAUUCAGAGUAUAGAGAAUAUUAUACUCAACAGAGAUUAUUUUCUGGAAGAUAUAAAUUAUUAUGUUUGCCAAAUCUCUUUAAAAUAAUGUUUUGAUUUCUAUUUAGUAGCAUUCCGUGACUGAAUACUGCAUGCUGUUCAAGCAAGUCCUAUUCUAUUAUGUAUUAGACAAUGCUUACAUGGUCAUUGGUCAUUGACCUUUAAGGCGAUAAAUUAACUUCACCCUCUGGCAAUUAGUUCAACCCUCUGGCAGUAAAAAUAUUUUUUUGCUGGUAAAAAAAACAGAAGAGAGCUCACAUCUACUUGAGCAUCGGCGUAAAUUAAAAUAUGUUCAUUUACUAAACAGUUAGUUAUGAUGAGGGCGAAAACAAAUAAUGAAGUUAAGGCUCAAAUAGGUAAGCUAAGAGAGUGAUUGGUGAGUAUUGCACUUUUUAAAAUGUUUACACCACCUUUUAAAUCCUGCCCUAUGUCUCAGGGAGAAGAAAUAUCUGACAUCCCAUAGCAUUCUACAAUAUAAUGAGGAUUAUGGCAAUUAUAGUUACAUUCAGGGUUAUUCACCGAAUUCAAAGUGAAUUUCACAUUUAAGGUCAAAAUAGCUGAACUGGAAAAAUUAUUUAAUUCAGUUAUGCUUUCAGUUCCUUUACUCUGGCCUUAUUGGAACAGUUUAGGCACCAUAACAACUUUUUUAAAAUUAAGUUGUUAUGGUGCCAAGAUGUCCAGUUUUUGAACUGUUCAACCCCAAAGUCUGUGUAACAGCACAGAAUCUCCCUCCCUCUUUGCCCUUCUGAUUUCAGAAAAUCUCUAAACCGAAAGGCUCUUGCAGAAUCAGGCAGCGGAGCCGCUGAUUGGCUGAGAGCAGUCAACUGGUUUGAAAAUAAAUGUACCUUUUUCAUGCCAGUUUUAUGAAUGGGGUUUCAUUGAUUGGCUAAGAGCGUCAGGUGACCACUGUCAGCCAAUCAGUUGUGCUACGGCCCAAUUAUGUAAGAAUUCUGAUGGUGCCCAGAGUGUUGGUUUAAGAUAUGAAAUUAACUUUUAAUUCAGUUUGAAUUCUCCCUUUAGUAAACAACUUGGAUAGAGUUACAAAUAAUUGCAGUGCUUCUGCAGAUAUUUUCCCUUUAAAUACUAUUGAUUAAUCAAUCUAGAACAUUACACACAGUGUUGUGAGUUACAUUUCUCUAACUAUUUCCACAAUGAGUAAGAUGUAUUAUCAAUUAUUAUUAUUACAAACAUUUCUAGUUAUCUUAUCUUGGCUAAGCACCCAUGUCAUUCUGUACUUCCUCUUUAUUUUUUGUUAAUCGUUAUUUUAUUGAGGUUUAGGUAAAACAAAAUAUAUAGACAUUUGAGCAAUGCAAGUUGCAGCAUAAUAGAGUAAUAUCGCAUAAGAUGAUAAAACCUCAUGUUUGUUAUAAUGGUAACAAGAAAAA